AUGGAGUGGCUAGAGAAGGAGCAGAACACAUCACGACCAAUACACUUGGGCAACUGCCCUCACACCCAUUCCUUCUACAGUGACAACUUUGUGCUGGUAUCCACACCCUUCGUCAUGCGAACCAGGUCUCGAGCGAAGGUUACGAAGCCUGUCAGGUCUUCGACGUCACGAAGGCAAUUCCUGCUUGCACAAGAGACCUGGGAAGACCUCGUGGCCAUUGAUAGUAUGGACACCGAUGCAGGCGGGCGACUUCGCGUAUACAUCAAGACUAUAGACACGGGUGAAGUAUCCGCCCACGACGCCGCCGUAACGUACGCAAAAUGCCCUCAGAAGAUGCUUCGCUUCUACGAAAAGCACAUUUGCUUCAUAUAA
Purpureocillium lilacinum is the source of this 372-nucleotide messenger RNA. The record is from RefSeq and is a predicted model, not a curated record. NCBI's taxonomy places the organism in Eukaryota, Fungi, Ascomycota, Sordariomycetes, Hypocreales, Ophiocordycipitaceae.